This is a messenger RNA of Gryllus bimaculatus (two-spotted cricket), 552 nucleotides long. The record is from the annotation of a GenBank genome assembly. NCBI's taxonomy places the organism in Eukaryota, Metazoa, Arthropoda, Insecta, Orthoptera, Gryllidae.
AUGUUUAUAAAACGUCUAGAGUUUAAUUUUGUGGGCAAACUUCUAGGACCUAAGGGUAAUUCCAUGAAGCGUCUUCAAGAAGACACGAUGACAAAGAUGGCUGUGCUAGGACGAGGGUCCAUGAAAGACAAGCAGAAGGAGGAGGAGCUGCGCCUGUCCAUGGACCCCAAGUACGCCCACCUGAGCGACGACCUGCACGUGGAGAUCGCGGCGUUCGCGCCGCCGGCCGAGGCGCACGCGCGCAUCGCCUACGCCCUCGCCGAAGUGCGCAAGUACCUCAUCCCGGACUCCAACGACGAGAUCCGCCAGGAGCAGAUGCGCGAGAUGGAGCUGCUGAUCCAGACGGUCCCCGGCGGCUGGGACGCGCGUCGCGGAUCUGGCGGCGCGGUGCGCGGCGCCGGAGGCGGCCGCGUGGGAGGCGGCGCGGGGGCGCGCGGCGGGCGCGGCGGGCGGCGCGCGGAGCCGGCGGCGGCUGAAGGAGCGCGGCGCGGGGUGCCGGCGCCCGCCGCCUGCCCCCCUGCGCGCGUUCCGCGCCGCUCGAUCGGCUGCUGA